AUGGAUAAUAUGGAAUAUUCAGGUUCAUACAUAGACCAAACUCUUGUGGAAUAUCAAACGUUGUCUUCGGAAUGCUCCCAUGACAGGACCGAAAGACCGGAACGUUUACACGAAUGGUUGAAAUCAGAUGAAAUCGAACGUUUACACAAUAGUUUCUUGGCGAAACAAAAACUGACGUAUGCAGAAUUACGCACAGAAUUAGAAGAACUAAAUAUUACGUUCAACGAUAUCGAAUAUAAUCGUUUAUUUCUGAAGAUCAAUCAAAAUCGUGACUUUAAAUGUGAUUGGAAUGAAUUUGUUUCCUAUCUUAUUUUUGGAUUUCAAGAAGAUGAUCCUUCGAGUCAAAAGGAAUCGUUGAUUUUACCAAUAUCAGCAGCUCCAAUUGUCAAGAAAUCGGAACAUAGAUCAGCUGUAUGUUGCAUAAGUCUGUUGAAAAAUGUAUCCGAUUUAAUAGUGGACGAUGAUGAAGUGGAGGCAGCAAUGAAAAAUCAGGAGAAUGAUGAGGAUAUGGAUGAACAGGCCGAGGCGGAAAAACAUAAAAUUCAAAAUUUAGCUAUAAAUGAUACUGCAGAAAAUACGGGAAUUUGGAUAACGGGAAGUAAGGAGGGUCAAAUACGUUUUUGGACACCGCUAUUGGAGCCUUUGCGCAGUGGCAUGUCGGAAAGUUUGCACUUAAAAAUGCCCACAUGGAUUUUGUGUAUUCAAGCUUUAUCCGAUGUUGGUAUAGUUUGCACAUCUUCCACUGAAAGAGAGUUGCGUUUUCACGAAACCAUAGCUUCCACAUUUAUUUUGCGAAUAGUUAUACGCAGCAUGCCUUUAGCAGUCUGUUGUAUGGCCUAUGGUUUUCAUUCGAAAGGCAAAUGUAACUCACGUUUAAUACUGGGAGAUUAUGGUGGAAAUGUUCGAAUUUUGGAAUUUACACCACAUCUUAGGGGUCCGUUUCAGUCUAAACCGGGAGCAGCAUUAAUUGAAGUUUUCUGGACUGACAUUUUAAAGGGUAAAUUACCUUCCUUUAAAAUUCGAGAAUAUUUGAAUAUCCAUACUGAAAUGAUUCAACAGGUAUUUUAUUCGAUACGUUUAAAUUCGAUUUUUGUGGCAGCUGAAUAUCGUAACACUAAAAAGUAUAGAGGACGUUGUCCCGGUUUAAUUGUGGCUAAUGGAGAUGAUAAAACAAUAUUUCGUAUUCCAUUGGGUGUUACCACUUUCUUUGUGGAUGAAAAGAAUAAUAUUGUAGUGACGGGUGGCCCCGAUACUUUUGUGCGCAUUUGGGAUGUUUAUAUAUCUGGCGAACCUUCGGGCAUAUUGACCGGUCAUAAUGGUGGCAUUGUUAUGGUCUUUGUACAGCCGGAAGAGAAGAAAGUUUAUAGUGUGGAUUAUCAGAAAAUUAUAAAAGUUUGGGAUUUAACCGAACAUGUCUUACUACAAACGUAUGGUGACUUAGUAAGACUGAUACCGACCGAAACCGAUUUGGUUUAUUACUAUCACUCACAUUUGAGGUUACUCUUGGUGGGUGGUCGUAAGCUAAUUACCGUUAAAUGUAAUCCACGUGUGCGGGUAGAUCUAACAGAUGGUAAUACACAUGCUGCUCCUGUAUCGGUGGUUUUGUACAAUCGUCUAUUUAGGAAUGUUGUGACCUGUGGCUUGGACAGUUUCAUUAUUGUAUGGGAUCCAUGGACAGGCAGACGUAAAAUUAUUAUUAAAAACUGUCAUACAAAACAGUUGUAUGGUGAACAUAUUGAUAUAGAAAUAACCGCUGCAUGUUUUGAUCCAUUGGAACAGUUUUUGCUUACUGGAGCCCGAGAUGGUUCCCUUAAGAUUUGGAAUUAUAAUAAUGCAGUGUGUAUUCGCAAUAUGAGUAUAAAACCGGAGCAUGAGGUGACUGCAGUUAUAUGGGUGGUGGAAAGAAUUUUAGCGGUAGGCUGGGAUAAACAAGUCACCGAAUUUAACGAUGUUGAGGGUCGAGAAUAUGGUGAUCCAAAAAAAUGGCCCAUGUUUCAUACGGACGAUAUAACCUGUGCCGAUGUUAAAUUGGGUGAAGGUGUUGUCACCGCAACCUAUUCAGGUGAAUUAAUAUUUUGGAAACUCGAAACCGGCCAACCCUAUAGACGUUAUAGUGUGGCACAACCUUCCGAAUUUAUUGAAUUGAAAUAUAAUCGUCCUUCUGUUAUCGAAGAAGAUAAUAAUCUAAUCAAAGAAGCUCAACGCAUGAGUCAUAUAAGUGUGUCGCGUUAUGUGCGAAGGUCUAUCUCUGAAAGAAUACGAGAAAUUAAUAAACGAAUGUCAAGAUGGGCUGUAGCAGAUGAUGGAAUUGAUGAAGAACAGAAUUUCUUAGGAGAGAGACAUACUUUGACACCCAUACUGAGCCAGAGACAUGUGUUACCCAUGUCGGUGCAAGCGGUAUUAUUUCUACAAACUCGUCCCAUGACAAGAGAACAUGGUAGUGUUUUUGUAGCUUUAGAAACGGGAGUGAUACAAGUAUAUUCCCACCAUCAAGGUGGCGGUUAUUUGAAUAAAUUUUAUGCCAUCCACAAAACUGGUGACUGUGUCUUGACAAUGGCCACUGACCGCAAAAAUCGGUAUUUGUUUACAGGUACAGCUAUGGGCUAUGUCAAAAUUUGGCAAGUACAGAAUUAUUGCGUACCAGAAAAAGAAAAAGUGGAAUUGUGCAUACCUGUGCUACGAUUACAAUUCAUAUUUUUACGCAAUGAUAGAUUUCUAACAAGAGCCAAGAGAGCAGUACGUCGUCAGCCGGAACCCAUGUUAGUCAGUUCCUAUAAAGGACACAUUAAAGCCAUCAACUCAAUUGUGUUUAUUAAUUUGCCAAAAAUAUUAAUAACAGGUAGUCAUGAUUGCUCGUGUCGUUUGUGGUCUUUAGGCGGGCGAUAUUUGGGUACUUUAGGCACACCAUUGCCUUGGAUGAAACUAUCGCCAUUUGAGCCAGUGGAAGAGCGAAACAGUCAUUACCGCAUGCCACCCGAUAUUAAAAAAGUGGCCAGUUCUACAACUAUGAAAGUUAUUACUGGUGAACAAAAGGAAUCAUUUAAAAUGGGUUUCGGAGAAACACGUCCAGAGGACCUUGAUACAGCCGAAGAUGACGAAACUUUACGGUUAUAUAGUAAACCGUUGCGUGAACCAAUUUUAGGUAAACAUUUCCAAUUACCUGGACGCAGUGCGGCGGAGCAACGCAUUGAUUUGGAUAUAACGGCCUCCUAUACACCAGUCUUUACACAUUUGAAAAUUCAUGAAGCUAGCGAUUUAGAAAGGCCUACGACACCCCCCACCAUUCGACGAUUAGCUCGUGAAAAUUAUAUGGACUUUUACAAGCCCAUUAAAGCUGACAAUGAUCGAGCUAGACAUGACAGUUUAAAGGAUGAACAGUUGGUAAAAGCAGUUCGAAAAUCAAUUGGUAAAACUUCAAUUGUCUUUAGUUCUGAGGUCAAACCAAAGAAGUGA
This is a messenger RNA of Calliphora vicina (urban bluebottle blowfly), 3453 nucleotides long. RefSeq names its product WD repeat-containing protein on Y chromosome. The transcript has 9 exons. Gene Ontology annotation, molecular function: protein binding. The record is from RefSeq and is a predicted model, not a curated record. NCBI's taxonomy places the organism in Eukaryota, Metazoa, Arthropoda, Insecta, Diptera, Calliphoridae. The coding region runs from base 1 to 3453 and encodes 1150 amino acids.